This is a messenger RNA of Amblyraja radiata (thorny skate), 1355 nucleotides long. Its product is annotated as opsin-5-like. The transcript is spliced from 5 exons. The record is from RefSeq and is a predicted model, not a curated record. Gene Ontology annotation, molecular function: G protein-coupled receptor activity. Bases 1 to 1302 code for a protein of 433 amino acids. Gene Ontology annotation, cellular component: membrane. Gene Ontology annotation, biological process: G protein-coupled receptor signaling pathway. NCBI's taxonomy places the organism in Eukaryota, Metazoa, Chordata, Chondrichthyes, Rajiformes, Rajidae.
AUGGGAAAUGGGAGUGAGGAGACUAACAUCUUCCUGUCAUCUAUAUCAGAGGAAGAAGAUAUAUUUUUUGGAAUAAUUUAUUCCAUAUAUGGUAUUUUAUCCCUGUGUGGAAACAGCAUUCUUUUGUUUAUUGCACUGAGGAAACGGCACGUGCUUAAACCAGCUGAAUAUUUCAUUGUGAAUUUAGCCAUCAGUGACAUUGCAAUGAUCAUAACUCUAUUACCACUGGCCAUUCCAUCAUUAUUCGCACACAGGUGGUUGUUCAGUCAACGAUGGUGCUUCUAUUAUGCCUUUUGUGGUGUGCUGUUUGGCAUCUGCAGCCUUACUAACCUGACAUUGCUGAGCAUUGUCUGCUGUAUGAAGGUCUGUUACCCUGCAUAUGGGAACAAAAUCACAUCAGAAUAUGCUUGUAUCUUGGUGUCUUCUGCUUGGGCAUAUGCUUCAGUAUUCGCCAUCUCCCCUCUGGCAAACUGGGGCCACUAUGGACCAGAGCCCUAUGGGACUGCUUGCUGCAUAGACUGGAAAGCACCAAAUUCGGAUUCCCAUGCAAUGUCCUACAUCAUUGCACUCUUCGUCUUUUGCUACUUCUUCCCCUGUGGCAUCAUCACCACAUCAUACACACUCAUCCUGCUGACUGUAAAAGGUUCGAGAAGGGCCAUGCAACAACAUGUAUCCCCACAGCCAAACUCCACCAAUGCUCACAAUCUAAUUGUAAAGAUGAGCAUUGCUGUGUGCAUUGGAUUCUCAGUGGCAUGGACACCGUAUGCGAUUGCAGCAAUGUGGGCAGCAUUUGACAACGCUGAGAAGGUCCCACCAAUAGCGUUUGCUGUGUCUGCUUUAUUUGCAAAAUCCUCAACCUUAUACAACCCUCUCGUCCACAUCCUGUUCAAACCCAACUUUCGGAAGCUUUUAUACAAAGACUGGGCGCAUUUACUCAACCUCUGCAGGAGACAGCGUAGACAAUGGGACAACGAGGUGGGCCUUACAUUGCAAGCAGCCAGCGAUCAGUCCGCACUGACCUCCUCCAGGCAUCCAAAUGGAUUUGCACAUAGGCAGGGUGGCUGCAACACGUGCGCUGAUACCUUCGAAUAUUUCAGUAACACAAAAUCUCUCGAAACGGGGGAAUCUGCAUCCAAAGCCAGCCUUCUUAUUUCAAGUGAUAACAGUCAAGAACAUGGGCCCAUGAAGUUAACCACACUAGUGAUGUUAACUAGAAGCAAAGCAUCUCCCAGCAUCGAGAGUAUUGAGGUAUCAAUAGACACGUUGCCCACCAAACAGACCAAGGAUCUCAAUAUAAUUUGAAAAAAAAUCAACUACGUGGAAUGUCGUGGAAUUCUUUGAAGUGUGGUGGAGAA